AUGAUUGUACGAUUAUUGUCCAUUGUUCUUCUCAUAUUACAAAUACAUAAGGGUUUUGCAUCAUCAUAUACCGAUACUACACAUUAUAAUGACAAUCCAUGGUUACAUGCAUUACAAUUACUUCAAUCACCACCUUUGAUACCUGAUGUGUUUAGUCCAAAUUAUGAUAACCAUUUCAUCUAUAUCCCCAUGGAUUAUAUCCCUGAAAUUCAACAACAAUCAUUCCAAGAUUUUUGUAAUAAUAAAACAAACCUUUGGCAUAAACAACUUUAUAAAUCAUUAGACGAUAGUUCUACUCUUCAUAAUAACCCUGAAGCUACCUUUCUUUUAUCUCAAUUGUUUCUCACGGGUCAAUACAAUUUCCCCUGGAAUGGGACUUUGGCUUACAAGUAUUUAUCCAAAUUCAAUGAAUUGACAAAUUCUCAAAACUCUACCGCAUUAUUCCAAUUGGCGAUAAUGCAUUCCACUGGUCUAUUUGGAGAAAUUCCUAAAGAUGAACCUUUAUCUUUAUUAUACUUACAACAAGCAUCCUCUUUCGGUAAUUUACAAGCCAAACAAACUUUAGCUUAUAGAUAUCAUAAUGGUAUCACUUUACCAAGAGAUUGUCACUCAUCUUUACUCCUGUAUAGACAAUUGGCCACAGAGAUUCAAAAAUCAUACAAUGAUUAUGAAUGGAAUAUCCACAUGCCAUACACAGAAUCAUAUGAUGUUCGUAUUUCAGAUUUCCACGAUGGAUUAUUGGGUAAGGGGUUAAGUACAAUGCCUCUUUCCACAGUUCGUAUUCCCUCUACAAGACCAGAUAUUACUUCUUCGUUACUCACACAAAUGAAUGGUGGUCAAAUCAUUUUACAAUUUGGUAUUGGUGAUAAUUCAGGUAGAGAAUUUGCCUCUGAAAAUGACGAUGAAAAUAGUGAUGAUCGAUUAGUUGAUAUUUUUUAUACUGCGUUCGACUACUAUAAGGGGACCUACGAUACAAAGAGAGAUUGUAUCGCUGCAAAGGAAUUGUUGACUUCUACUUAUAAAGUGUUCGAAGCAGAUGUCCCCUAUAUGGAUAAUUUGCAAAAAUAUUUCUAUGGGAAAUCCUUAGAUUUAUUGGGCCAUCUUUAUUUCACUGGUGAAGCUGAAUUAGAUGGUAAACCUAAUUUCCAAAUGGCUCAGAAUUUUUUAAAAUUAAGCAUUAAAAUUAUAGAAAACUCUUCCACUUUGAAAAGUAGAGCAAAUAUAGAUUUGGGUCUAAUAGAACAAUAUGUUAAUGGUAACAUAACAAAUGCUAUUGAAUAUUACAAAAAAAUGUUACAUUCAAGAACAAGUGAUGGUACUGCUGAUUUCCAAUUAGCCAUGUUACAAAGAGAAAAUCCAGAAUAUAAAUUGGGUAAUUAUUAUGAAUUCUUACAACGUGCAUUCAUGAAACAUCAUAUCCCAGGUGCAUUCGAAUAUUCUAAGGCAGUGGAAUUAGGGUUCAACGAUAGAUAUAGUUGUGAAGAUUCUUCUCAUCUUUAUAAACAAUUUGUCGAAAUGAAUGAAAGUAUCUUGGUUCCCUUUUUGAAAAACGCGUAUGCUCAAUUGAUUUUGGGUAACACUCAAAGUGCAUUAUGGUUUUAUGCAAUGGCUGCCGAACAAGGUUAUGAAACUGCUCAAGUCUCUGCAGGGUAUUUAUUAUAUCAACAUAAUUAUUUAUUAGAACAACCUCCAAUUACUACUGAGGCAAGGAAAAGAUUGGCCAUCAAUUAUUAUAGUAAAGCUUUUAAACAAAACAAUCCAGAUGCUGGUGUUAUUGCUGGUAACAUUUAUUUCAGUUUACAUGAAUAUAAUAAUGCAAUCUCCAUGUAUCAAAGUGGGUCCAUUAGAUAUUCUGCUCAGGCAGCUUGGAAUUUAGGUUAUAUGCAUGAAUAUGGCCUUGGCGUAGAUAAAGAUUUCCAUUUGGCAAAAAGAUAUUACGACCAAGCAGUAGAGAUUAAUCCAAGAUUAUACCUUGGUGUCAAAUUAAGUGUUUUGAAAUUAAGAUUUAAGUCCAUGAUUUAUUGGUUAUUGAGUGAAAAUUGGAAAUAUCAAGUAGAUCAACAAGAUGAAUUAGAUAAAUAUUUACCUUGGUAUAAGAAGAUUUUUAAAAGUUUCCAAUUAGCUGGUAAAGAAAAUAGUUGGAUGCCCGAUGAUUUUGCAAAUGAACAUAACAAUAAUAUCAAUAUCAAUAACAACAACAAUAACAACAACAACAAUAAUAAUAAUAAUGAAAAUAUCAAUGAAGACAUAGAUUCCCAUCAAGAUCAAGGAGGUGUUGCGAAUGACGUAUUAGAUGUUCUAGAGACUUAUGGAAUUCAAUUAGAAGAUUUAAUAACAAUAGGAUUUGUACUUUUAGUAUUAGUCGGAAGUGUAAUUUUACGUACAAUUGCAAUGCGUAGAGGUUGGAAUGUAAGAAUAAAUGGUAUACCGAUGCAACCACCACAACAACAAGAUCAACCUCAACAACCUCAGGGAAAUUUUGACAUUCAAAUUUUCGCAAUAUAA
Messenger RNA from Henningerozyma blattae CBS 6284, 2505 nucleotides. It is a transcript of the gene HRD3, whose product is annotated as ubiquitin ligase complex subunit HRD3. The record is from RefSeq and is a predicted model, not a curated record. Gene Ontology annotation, molecular function: protein binding. Bases 1 to 2505 code for a protein of 834 amino acids. Lineage: Eukaryota; Fungi; Ascomycota; Saccharomycetes; Saccharomycetales; Saccharomycetaceae. The transcript has a single exon.